GAGGCGGCGAUCCCGGCGGAGGGGGCCGUUCGCCAGCUCCGAGGCAGAAAGUGCCACGACUCCACACGCGCGCACGCAGCCAGCGAGCGGCCGGAGCGGACGGCGGACGGGGCGGGCGGCGUCGGGGUCGCGGUGCCUGCAGCUGCUCGGGGGCGGCUUCUCGGCGGAGGCUCGGCCGGCUCCUCUCUCCUUGUUCCGCGGCGGCGGCGGCAGCUCCUGCCCUCUCGCUCUCCCUCCCGCGUCUCUGGCUGCAGGUGAAAGGAAAGCAAGCCAGGAUGGAUUUUUACGACACUCAAACCUUGGGGGUUGUGGUCUUUGGUGGAUUUAUGGUUGUUUCUGCCAUUGGCAUCUUCCUGGUGUCGACCUUCUCCAUGAAGGAGACAUCGUAUGAAGAAGCCCUAGCCAACCAGCGCAAGGAGAUGGCGAAAACUCACCACCACAAAGUAGAGAAGAAAAAGAAGGAGAAAACAGUAGAAAAGAAAGGAAAGACCAAGAAAAAGGAAGAGAAACCCAACGGGAAGAUACCUGACCAUGAGCCAUCCCCCAACAUGACCAUCCUCCUCAAAGACCCAGUGCGGGCACCUGCAGUGGCUGUGGCUCCAACCCCAGUGCAGCCACCUGUGGUCAUUGCUCCUGUAGCCACGGUACCAGCCAUGCCCCAAGAGAAGCCGGCCUCCUCCCCUAAGGACAAAAAGAAGAAGGAGAAAAAAGUGGCAAAGGUGGAACCAGCAGUCAGUUCUGUAGUGAAUUCCAUCCAGGUUCUCACCUCAAAGGCUGCUGUCUUGGAAGCCGCACCCAAGGAGGUGCCCAUGGUGGCUGUGCCCCCAGUGGGUGCCAAGGCCAGUGCUCCAGCCACUGGCACUGCACAGGGCAAAAAGGCAGAGGGGGCCCAGAACCAGGGCAAAAAGGCAGAGGCAAGCCCAAACCAGGGUAAAAAGUCAGAGGGCAUGCCGAACCAGGGCAAAAAGUCAGAGGGCACCCCAAACCAGGGCAANAAGUCAGAGGGCACCCCGAACCAGGGCAAAAAGUCAGAGGGCACCCCAAACCAGGGCAAGAAGUCAGAGGGCACCCCAAACCAGGGCAAGAAGUCAGAGGGCACCCCGAACCAGGGCAAGAAGUCAGAAGGAACCCCAAACCAGAGCAAAAAGGGGGAGGGAACCCCAAACCAGAGCAAAAAGGGGGAGGGAACCCCAAACCAGGGUAAAAAGUCAGAAGGAACCCUGAACCAGGGCAAAAAGUCAGAGGUCAGCCCGAACCAGGGCAAGAAGUCAGAGGGCACUCCAAACCAGAACAAAAAGUCAGAGAGCGCCCUGAACCAGGGAAAAAAGACAGACGGGGCCCAGAAUCAGGGCAAAAAGGCAGAAGGAACCCAGAAUCAGGGCAAAAAAGUGGAGGGAGCCCAGAACCAGAGCAAGAAGUCAGAGGGGACCCCGAACCAGAGCAAAAAGGGGGAGGGAGCCCAGAAUCAGGGCAAAAAGGCAGAAGGGGCCCAGAAUCAGGGCAAAAAGGUGGAGGGGACCCCUAACCAGGGCAGAAAGUCAGAGGGGACCCCUAACCAGGGCAAAAAGGGAGAGGGGGCCCAGAACCAGGGCAAAAAGGCAGAUUCAGUUGCUAAUCAGGGCACAAAGGUGGAGGGUAUUGCGAACCAGGGGAAAAAAGCAGAGGGGGCCCCUCAUCAAGGCAAAAAGGCAGAGGGGACCCUGAACCAGGGCAAAAAGGUGGAUGCAUCUGCCAAUCAGGGAAAAAAGGCAGAGUCAGCUCCUGUCCAGGGCAAAAAUGCAGAUAUGGUCCAAAGCCAGGAGGCACCAAAGCAAGAGGCUCCUGCAAAGAAGAAGUCUGGUUCAAAGAAGAGAGGUGAGCCUGGGCCCCCAGACUCCGACAGCCCUCUCUACCUGCCCUACAAGAGCCUGGUCUCCACCGUCGGAAGCAUGGUGUUCAACGAGGGCGAGGCCCAGCGGCUCAUCGAGAUCCUGUCCGAGAAGGCAGGCGUCAUUCAGGACACCUGGCAUAAGGCCACUCAGAAGGGUGACCCUGUGGCAAUUCUGAAACGCCAGCUUGAAGAGAAGGAAAAGCUGCUGGCCACAGAGCAGGAAGACGCAGCUGUCGCCAAGAGCAAACUGAGGGAGCUCAAUAAGGAGCUGGCAGCAGAAAAGGCCAAGGCAGCUGCCGGGGAGGCCAAGGUGAAAAAGCAGCUCGUGGCCCGGGAGCAGGAGAUCACGGCCGUGCAGGCGCGCAUGCAGGCCAGCUACCGGGAGCACGUGAAGGAGGUGCAGCAGCUGCAGGGCAAGAUCCGGACUCUUCAGGAGCAGCUGGAGAAUGGCCCCAACACGCAGCUAGCCCGUCUGCAGCAGGAGAACUCCAUCCUGAGGGAUGCCUUGAACCAGGCCACAAGCCAGGUGGAGAGCAAGCAGAAUGCGGAGCUAGCCAAACUCCGGCAGGAGCUCGGCAAGGUCAGCAAGGAGCUGGUGGAGAAGUCGGAGGCCGCGCGGCAGGAGGAGCAGCAGCGGAAGGCUCUGGAGGCCAAGGCAGCCGCCUUCGAGAAGCAGGUCCUGCAGCUGCAGGUGUCUCACAAGGAGAGUGAGGAGGCCCUGCAGAAGCGCCUGGACGAGGUGAGCCGGGAGCUCUGCCGCUCGCAGACCAGCCACGCCAGCCUGCGGGCGGAUGCCGAGAAGGCCCAGGAGCAGCAGCAGCAGAUGGCUGAGCUGCACAGCAAACUGCAGUCAUCAGAGGCGGAGGUGAAGAGCAAGUGCGAGGAGCUGAGCGGUCUCCACGGGCAGCUCAAGGAGGCCAGGGCAGAGAACUCAGAGCUCACAGAGAAAAUCCGGUCCAUCGAGGCCCUGCUGGAGGCAGGCCAGGCCCGGGAUGGCCAGGACACCCAGGCCAGUCAAGCGGAGGCCGACCAGCAGCUGGCCCGCCUCAAGGAGCUGGAGUCCCAGGUGUGGUGUCUGGAGAAGGAGGCCACUGAGCUCAAGGAGGCAGUCGAGCAACAGAAAACGAAGAACAACGACCUCCGAGAGAAGAACUGGAAGGCGAUGGAGGCACUGGCCUCGGCUGAGAGAGGCUGCGAGGAAAAGCUGCGCUCCCUGACCCGGGCCAAGGAGGAGUCAGAGAAGCAGCUCAGCCUGGCGGAGGCACAGACCAAGGAGGCCCUGCUGGCCCUGCUGCCCGCGCUUUCCGACUUGACACACCAGAAUUACGCCGAGUGGUUGCAAGAAGUCAAAAAGAAAGGCCCUGAGCUGCUGAAGCAGCCGUCAGCUCACACGGAGCCCUCCUCGGACCUGGCCGCUAAGCUGAGGGAGGCCGAGGAGACCCAGAGCACGCUGCAGGCUGAGUGUGAGCAGUACCGCACCAUCCUGGGGGAGACGGAGGGCAUGCUCAAGGACCUCCAGAAGAGUGUGGAGGAGGAGGAGCAGGUGUGGAAGGCCAAAGUGAGCGCCACGGAGGAGGAGCUCCAGAAGUCACGGGUCACAGUGAAGCAUCUCGAAGAGAUUGUAGAGAAGCUAAAAGGAGAACUUGAAAGUUCAGAUCAGGUGAGGGAACACACCUCGCACCUGGAGGCGGAGCUGGAGAAGCACAUGGCAGCCGCCAGCGCUGAGUGCCAGAGCUACGCCAAGGAGGUGGCAGGGUUGAGGCAGCUUUUACUAGAAUCUCAGUCUCAGCUGGAUGCAGCCAAGAGUGAAGCCCAGAAACAGAGCAAUGAGCUCGCGCUGGUCAGGCAGCAGUUGAGUGAGAUGAAGAGCCACGUAGAGGAUGGUGACGUGGCUGGGUCCCGGGCUGCCCCCUCAGAGGCCCCCCCAGCAGAGCAGGACCCCGUCGAGCUGAAAACGCAGUUGGAACGGACAGAAGCCAGCCUGGAGGACGAACAGACACGGAGGCAGAAGCUUACAGCCGAGUUCCAGGAGGCUCAGAGCUCGGCGUGCCAGCUGCAGGAGGAGUUGGAGAAGCUCCGCAGCACCGGCCCCCUCGGGGCUUCAGCAGCAGAGGAGGCCACAGAGCUGAAGGAGAGACUAGAAAAAGAGAAGAAGUUGACAAGUGACCUGGGACGUGCUGCCACCAAACUACAGGAGCUUUUAAAGACGACCCAGGAGCAACUAGCGAAGGAGAAAGACACAGUGAAGAAAUUGCAGGAACAGCUGGACAAAACAGAGGACAGUAGCAGCUCAAAGGAGGGCACCUCUGUCUGAGUCUCCUCUGCGGAAAAGAAGUUACUGUUCAACUUACCAAAAUGCCUUACACAUUCCUUACAAAUAAAUAAACCAACCAACACAGCAUCAUCCAGGCCCAUCUUCUGGUAGCUCUGAGAAGCCAUUAGAGAUGAGUCUCUUAGAGCCACAGAAAUAGAUCUUCAGACCCCCAGUUUGUAAAAGAACCUUUGUCACAUUUGAUAAACACUAUUCCCCAGGACCAGCCCUGGACCACCGCCAAGCAGACGCCAAAGCCCUUAUCAGCUCCGUGACAGACCCCGGGCUGUGUGCCGGGGAGGCCGGGACCUCUGGGUAUCCAUCCAUAUGUCAAUCAGUGCAAUUGUGGCCUCUUCCAGGGGGCGGGGUCAGGAGGUGGGCAGACCCGGGGCUGAGUCUCAGGCUGUGGAGCAGCGCGGCGGGUCACGGCCCAGCCAGACAGCAGCCCCUCAGCCCUGGAAGAAGUUGCCAGCGAGAACUGUUGUGUGGCCUCCUGGAUGUUAAUGCCAUUAAAACCAACAUUGUCGCCCGGCA
Messenger RNA from Equus quagga, 4715 nucleotides. It is a transcript of the gene RRBP1, whose product is annotated as ribosome binding protein 1. The record is from RefSeq and is a predicted model, not a curated record. Bases 276 to 4184 code for a protein of 1302 amino acids. NCBI's taxonomy places the organism in Eukaryota, Metazoa, Chordata, Mammalia, Perissodactyla, Equidae. Gene Ontology annotation, biological process: protein transport. The transcript has 26 exons. Gene Ontology annotation, cellular component: endoplasmic reticulum membrane.